This is a messenger RNA of Closterium sp. NIES-65, 1720 nucleotides long. The record is from the annotation of a GenBank genome assembly. NCBI's taxonomy places the organism in Eukaryota, Viridiplantae, Streptophyta, Zygnematophyceae, Desmidiales, Closteriaceae.
AUGUGUCACGAGUCUGAUGCCACCUGCCUCCGCUCACUUUCCCUGUUACCACCUACCUACUGCUCUGCUUUGUUCUGCAGGUACCAGCAGGAGGUUCUUCGGGUGGCUCUGGAGCGCAACACCAUUGUCUACCUGGAAACCGGCAUGGGGAAGACUCUGAUUGCCGUCAUGCUUAUGCAGGCUCGCCGUCAGAUGCGAGAGAGGAGUGGCAAGAUCUGUGUCUUUCUGGUGCCGGCGGUUGCUCUGGUGAUUCAGCAAGCGGCAGUGGUGGAGCAGCAGACGGACAUGCGGGUGGGGAGGUACAGCACAGACACAGAAAUUAAAUACGAGGCGUCUUGGGUGCUGAAACAGGUCUCCAGGCAUGAGGUGCUGGUGAUGACGCCGCAGGUGCUCGUGAACCUGCUGCAGCACGCCUUCCUGUCACUCUCAUCAGUCGAUCUCCUCAUAUUCGACGAGUGCCAUCACACCGCCAAGGACCAUGCCUACGCCACUAUAAUGAAGGUGAAGAUCAAUGUUGUGAAGUACGUCUCAAAAGACGAGUGCCAUCACACUUUUGAGACGUCUCAAAAGACGAGUGCCAUCACACUUUUGAGACGUCUCAAAAGACGAGUGCCAUCACAUCACACCGCCAAGGACCACCCCUACGCAACAAGCAUGAAGAGCGAGAGGCCGCUCAUAUUCGGCAUGACGGCGUCGCCCAUCAACACCAAGGGCAGCGGGUCGGAGAAGUCGUGCGUGCAGCAGCUGCUUGACUUUGAGCGCAUUCUCGACUCCAAGGUCGUGUCUGGUGGAGCUCUACACGGUUCUAGACAGGUCGUGUCUGGUGGAGGUGCUACCCAGCGCAUGGACCAUCCAGUCCCUCUACGACCCCCCUGGGGAGCAGCAGGCGCAGGUGCUGCUGCAGCAGCUGAGGGAGCUCUACACGGUGUUGGACAGGUCAUGUCUGGUGGAGGUGCUACCCAGCGCGCAGACCAUCCAGUGCUGCCGUUCCCCCUUCCCCCGGUUUUUCCCUCAUUCUGUCUCCCCCAGCUCUACACGGUUCUGGACAGGUCGUGCCUGGUGGAGGUGCUACCCAGCGCGCAGACCAUUCAGUCCCACUACGACCCCCCUGGGGAGGAGCAGGCGCAGGUGCUGCUGCAGCUGCUGCUACAGCUGCUGGGGAGGGUGAAGAAGGAGAGGGAGAGAAUAGUGCUGGGGUCGUGUCUGGUGGAGGUGCUACCCAGCGCGCAGACCAUCCAGUCCCACUACGACCCCCCUGGGGAGGAGCAGGCGCAGGUGAUGCUGCAGCUGCGGGAGAGGGUGGAGCAGGAGAGAGAGGGGAUGGUGCGAUGGAUAGAGGAGGAGGGGAGGAAGGUGGUAGAUGAGAGUGGAGGGAUGGGGCAGGAGGGGGGGAGGGAGGGGCGGGUGGAAGAGGGGAGGGAGCAAGAGCAGGGGAGGGACGGGAACCAAGGCGAUCACCAAAGCAAUCACCAGCAGAGGUGGACAGCAGCGUAUGGGGAGGUGCGGCGGAGGAUGGUGAAACGAGUCAAGUACUUUGCAGGGGCGCUCGACUGGUGCCUUACUGACCUCGGCCGCUACCCCGCAUUCCUGGCUCUGCAGGCGCUGCGUGCACAAGCGGCCAGUGGGGGCAUGGACCAGCAUGAGGAGAACGCCCGCCUGCGAGAUGCGUUUGCAGCCGUCCGAUUGGAGUUCAUCAACCGCUGCGAGGCGUUCCUGAGAU